UUUGAGUUACCAAAAGAAAAAAAAAAAAAAAAAACUUCGAGGUUUGAAAGAGAAAUUCCUUUAACGUGAACUUUGUUUCCAGUAAAUUUAGACCAAAUAUGAUACUAAGCAUGGCGUACGAGGUGGGAGGGAUUCAAAGUCUUCGGACUUAAAUUUCACUCAAAAAUUCAGACUUGGAAGCCUUCCACUUCAGACAACAAAUUUCAGACAUCAAAACUGGAAGAUUAAACACAUUGGAUCAUGGCAAAAACAUUCAGGUUUGAAAAAACAGAAUUGAAGACAUUGCCUGAAAAAGAUCACUUCAAAACUCCUCGGAGAGAAAAACUCUCAGAAGAGGAGAAAUGUAUUAUUGACAAUUUCUGGAAUUUGACUAUUACUCCCAGUCCCCCGACAGUUGCUAAAAAAUUAGCAUGCUGCAGGGCUCUUGUAAGCCACUUGUAUUGGGAGAAACAUAAGAAACCAUUUACUUGUUAUGUUAUGUAUACUGGUCCUAAAGCUGGAGUAUACUUAACAUGGGAAGAAAUUGUUCUUCUUAGGGAAGAACUUGAAACAUCCCCGAGAUAUGGAUCACCUUCAUAUCAAGGAUUUUAUAAAAUUGAUGAGGCCAUCGAAUCUGCAACUAAAAAUUGCGGAAAAGAUUUCAUCAUCUCUCCUGAUGUGAAAAAAUAUCAGGAAUACUUGAAACUUUUUAAAACACAUUUUGAUCAAGAAUUUUUAAACAAAAGUGGGAAUUCACCCAGUGCACUUGUUUUAGCAUCUUCUUCCUCCAUCCAAAAGAGGGAUUUAGAAGAUGAACUAUUUACUAAAUUUUCUGAGAAACUUGAAGCUCCUCCUCAAACUUCUUCAAAGGGUAAAGGAGUAUUGGUUUUAGAAAAACCAGCACAAAUUUCAACUGUCAUUCCCAGAAGUACUCCUCCUGUGAAUGAGACAACAUUUCAGACUUUUUGUCUUCUUCAAGAAUUUUUAGCCCAAGUGGCUAACACUCAAAUUAUUCAUCCAGGGAUUUCCACUACUUGGGAAUUCGAAUUCUCUUACAACCCUUCCAAAUUUUGUUCAAGCCAGUUUGACAAUUGCCCAGAAAACAAGGGCGGGCCAUGUUACUGUAAACUGGAUUGGGCAAUUAGAAAGGCCAAUAUCCACAUUCCUUCAUUCAAACCCUUCAGGUUCAGAGACUACCUGGUAACCAUUCAGACUUUAAUCCAAUAUGGAUUAAUUGAAUCCAUUUUCUUUCCACCAUUAUACUCUGACUUCUCAGAAUAUUUUCCAAAAUUUUUAGCUGAGACAGUCGAACAAGUAGUCCUUGAAACCCCAAGAAACACCCAAUUAAAAUUUGUCUCUCUUUACCCAGACUUUGAACAAAACAUUCCUUCAUUUCAUCUGAUAGAUGCCUCCUUCAAAGGCAUAGAUGAUGAAUAUACAGACUUCCCAGUCCAAAAUAUUGGACCAAAGACUAUCAAAAUUGAAGAACCAUUAGAGACACAAUUGGAUCUGAUUCGAGCUAAGAUCAUUGCGAGUGAGUUUGGCUGGACAGGGAAAAAAUGCGUUACUAAAAAACUCCUCAGAGAGGAUAGAUUUGUAAAAGUUUAUUGCGAUUCAAACAUUGCAUCAAAAUGCUUUUUUCCUUUCGAUGUUGAACACUCUAGACCCCGGUGGGUAGAGAUAUUCCGCAAUCAAAUACGAAGGCAAGGCGGCUCAGCAUUUGGAUCAAGACCGUUUUCUUCUGACUCAUCCAAAAGAAGGAGAUGUGACUGAAAGAAAGAAGAUACCAUUUGCUACAUUUUGAUAAUGAAAACUGGUGAGAAAAGCUUUCGCAGAAAAAAAAAAAAACUGGUGAGAAAAGCAAGUGGGAAGUAAAUGAAAGCCGAAACUUUUGACAUUUGGACACUGAAGGAGACUUUAUUAUCUAGCCUUGAAGUGAUAACUAGCGUUGAAAAAUAAGGCAAAGAAAGGGCAUGUCCCUUCAACUUUAUUAUCUGCUGUGUGUGUAUAUAUGUAUGAGCGUAUGUUUGUGUGUUUUUUUUUAAAGAAAGUAUGUGUGUUAAGGAAUAGAUCUUCUAAAAAAUAAAGCUAAGAAAGGAGGCAUGUUCCUUUCAAUAUAUGUGUGUCUAUAUGUGUAUGUGUGUUAAGGAAUAUAGAUCUUUUAAAAAAUAAGGCUAAGAAAGGAGGCAUGUUACUUUCAAUAUGUUUGUGUUUGUACGCGUGUCUUAAGAAAUAAACUUUUCAGGAGUUUAUUUUUAUUUGUA
Molecule: messenger RNA, 2243 nt
Organism: Ipomoea triloba (trilobed morning glory)
Lineage: Eukaryota; Viridiplantae; Streptophyta; Magnoliopsida; Solanales; Convolvulaceae
Exons: 2
Coding region: 241-1752 (503 amino acids)
Source: RefSeq, a predicted model, not a curated record